Oryza sativa Japonica Group (Japanese rice) is the source of this 2760-nucleotide messenger RNA. Its product is annotated as pentatricopeptide repeat-containing protein CRR2, chloroplastic. The record is from RefSeq and is a predicted model, not a curated record. NCBI's taxonomy places the organism in Eukaryota, Viridiplantae, Streptophyta, Magnoliopsida, Poales, Poaceae. Gene Ontology annotation, molecular function: zinc ion binding; protein binding.
GACUUCUUCUCUCCUACUACUAUGAUCCUAUCCUAUCAUUGCCGAGGUGUUUUCUGUUUGGACCUGUUUAUUUGGAAAACACGGUGCAAAAGCGGCCUAUCACCAUUCCGGCCCAUGCCACAAUCCGUCAGCCCAACAAACUGCAAAAGAUUGCGUAGCCCAUCAACGGUCGGCCUGUCACUACCACAGCAAAAAUCCCCACGCUUCUCCACCGCCGCGGCGCGCCUCCGCCUCUCUCCCCAUCCGCUGCCCGAACUCCGACCACACCGCACCGGAAAAAUAUCCCGAACACGGUGAAGCCACUCGCGCCGCGCACGCUCCGCCUCCGCCUCCUCCACCCCAUGUCCGCCCCCGCGCCCGCCUCGCCGCCCGCCUCCCUCUUCCACCUCUCCCGCCCGGCGGCCGGGCCCAGGGCGCGCCCGAGGGUGUCGCGGUCCAGGUGCGUGGCGUCGCUCGCGUCCCAGCCGCCGACGCCGCCGCCCGCGAACGCGAACCACCUCGUGCAGACGCUGUGCGCCAGCGGCCGCCUCGCGCGCGCCGCGGCGCUCCUCCAGGGCCUCCCCGCGCCCACGCAGCGCACCUACAAGUCGGUCCUCCUCGCCGCCGCGCGGGCCGGGGACGCGGCGCUCGCCGCGGCCGUGCACCGGCGGCUCAAGGCGGACCCCGUCUUCCGCUCCGACCCGUUCCUCUCCACCCGCCUCAUCGACGCCUACGCGUCGCUCGGCGAGCUCCCGGCCGCACGCCAGGUGUUCGACGAGGCGCCCGUGAAGAGCAUCUUCGUGUGGAACGCGCUGCUCAAGGCGCUCGCGCUCGCCGACCAUGGCGAGGAGGCCCUCGCGCGCCUGGCUGACAUGGGGCGGCUCCGCGUUCCGGUCGACAGCUACAGCUACGCGCACGGACUCAAGGCCUGCAUUGCCGCAUCAACGUCUCAUGUGCCGGCGUCGGCCCUCGUACGCGAGAUACAUGCGCAUGCUGUCCGUCGUGGCUACGGAUUGCACACACAUGUCGCCACCACUCUUAUUGACUGCUACGCAAAGCUUGGAAUCGUCAGCUAUGCUGAGAGUGUGUUUGCUACAAUGCCAGAGAGGAAUGUUGUGUCGUGGACUGCCAUGAUUGGGUGCUAUGCCAAGAACGAGAGACCAGGUGAUGCCAUUUUGCUAUUCCAGGAGAUGGUGGCUUCUGAUGAAGACCUUGUACCCAAUUCAGUCACAAUAGUAUGCAUCUUGCAUGCUUUUGCUGGAGUUAACGCUCUCGGGCAGGGCAAAUUGUUGCAUGCGUAUAUCCUCCGGAGGGGUUUUGACUCACUUGUUUCAGUUCUGAACGCAUUGAUGGCGAUGUACAUGAAAUGUGGAUGUCUUGAAGCUGGGCGGCAUAUCUUUGAUUUAAUAGGACACCGGAAGGAUGUUGUGUCAUGGAAUACACUCAUAUCUGGAUAUGGGAUGCAUGGAUUUGGCCAUGAAGCGGUUCAGGUGUUUGAAGACAUGACCCAAAUGGGCGUUUCACCCAAUAUCAUCACAUUUAUCAGUGUCCUUGGGGCUUGUAGCCAUGCUGGACUCGUGGAUGAGGGGAAGAGGCUGUUUGAGUCGAUGGUGGAUUAUAAUGUCACCCCUCGUGCAGAGCACUAUGCCUGCAUGGUAGAUCUCCUUGGUCGUGCCGGGCAUUUGGACGAAGCCGUUGAGCUCAUACAGGGAAUGCACAUUAGGCCGAGUCCUCAAGUGUGGGGCUCACUUCUUGGUGCUUGCAGGAUUCAUCGCCAUGUGGAGUAUGCGGAGAUGGCUUGCUCACAACUCUUUGAUCUUGAGCCUAGAAAUGCUGGAAAUUAUGUACUCCUUGCUGAUAUCUAUGCUCGAGCUAAGUUGCAUAGUGAAGUUGGUGUGCUAAAGGAUCUUCUUGAGGAGCAUGCGUUGGAGAAGGUGCCUGGAUGCAGCUGGAUAGAGGUGAAGAAGAGAUUGCACAUGUUUGUCUCUGUGGACAACAAGAAUCCUCAGAUUGAGGAGCUCCAAGCUCUGAUAGGUGAGUUUGUGACACAGAUGAAGAAUGAUGGCUAUGUGCCUGACACAGGAGCUGUUUUGUAUGAUAUUGAAGAAGAAGAGAAGGAGAAGAUUUUGCUUGGGCACAGUGAGAAGCUAGCUGUUGCCUUCGGGCUUAUCAACACUGGCAGGGGAGAAGUCAUCAGGAUCACCAAGAACCUCAGGCUAUGUGAGGACUGUCAUUCCGUCACCAAGUUCAUCUCCAAAUAUGCAGAGCGAGAGAUUAUUGUGAGGGAUGUGAAUCGGUUUCACCACUUCAGGGAUGGAAUUUGUUCAUGUGGGGAUUAUUGGUGAAGAUGCUGCGGACUCUAUUAAUGUUUUUUGGGAGCUUUACUGAUUUAUACAGAAUAACCACUGAAGACGUAGGAAUUGUUGUAUAGCCUAACAUAUUGAUUAGACUAGCCAUCAUGACUCAGUCUUUCAGGAGGUACCUCAAAAGAUUGCUGAGUUGUUUGUUUGGAGAGAAUUGGAAUCUCUGCCAGACAAUUUUGAUACAUUUGUGAUGGAUCCCUGUUUAACACAUCAGUAGUAGUAACGGUAUCCUGACACAUUUGGAAUGGUGAUGGUACUGUGGAUACCAGACAUGGAUGUAAUAUUGUAAUAUCCCCACCUAAUGUUGACACUGAUACGAGAGUAUCUACCAUCUGUCAUGGUUAGAGGCCCUGAGCUGGGAGAUUGAUAUUCAUCUCUGUAAUUUGUUAUGCAAUACUGCAAUGGGAUGCAUUACGAA